Chinchilla lanigera (long-tailed chinchilla) is the source of this 2530-nucleotide messenger RNA. RefSeq names its product platelet derived growth factor C (gene Pdgfc). The coding region runs from base 16 to 1092 and encodes 358 amino acids. Gene Ontology annotation, biological process: positive regulation of ERK1 and ERK2 cascade; positive regulation of MAP kinase activity; positive regulation of phosphatidylinositol 3-kinase/protein kinase B signal transduction. Gene Ontology annotation, cellular component: membrane. The record is from RefSeq and is a predicted model, not a curated record. Gene Ontology annotation, molecular function: growth factor activity; platelet-derived growth factor receptor binding. NCBI's taxonomy places the organism in Eukaryota, Metazoa, Chordata, Mammalia, Rodentia, Chinchillidae. The transcript is spliced from 8 exons.
CUUACUUGAAAAGAAAUGUGCUUUGGCUCUGCAUUUCGUCUGUUUACGCGCGAGGAUGUUGACCCUUCACGAAUCAGGAAAACACAGAAAGUCUGGACUGUCAGAACAGAGGGAGGAACUAUACCCAAGCGUCUGGACUGGCAUAGAAAAGAGGAGAAAGAGCAUUUAAAAGGAGUACAAAAUCCCCAGCAUGAAAGAAUUAUUACUGUGGCUACUAAUGGGACUAUCCAUAGCCCGAGGUUUCCUCAUGCUUACCCAAGAAAUAUGGUCUUGGUGUGGAGACUGGUAGCAGUGGAGGAAAAUGUGUGGAUACAGCUUACAUUUGAUGAGCGAUUUGGGCUGGAAGACCCGGAAGAUGACAUAUGCAAGUAUGAUUUUGUAGAAGUUGAGGAGCCCAGCGAUGGAAGUGUACUGGGACGCUGGUGUGGUUCUGCUGCUGCGCCAGGAAAACAGAUUUCUAAAGGAAAUCAAAUCAGGAUACGAUUUGUGUCUGAUGAGUAUUUUCCUUCAGAGCCAGGGUUCUGCAUCCACUACAACAUUGUCGUGCCACGAGUCGCAGAGGCUGUGAGUCCGUCAGUGCUACCCCCUUCGGCCUUGCCACUGGACCUGCUUAACAAUGCGGUCACGGCCUUCAGUACCUUAGAAGAUCUCAUUCGCUAUCUCGAGCCAGAUAGAUGGCAGCUGGACUUGGAAGAUCUGUACAGGCCUUCGUGGCAACUUCUUGGCAAGGCUUUUGUUUUUGGAAGAAAAUCCAAAGUGGUGGAUCUGAACCUUAUAAAAGAGGAGGUGAGAUUGUACAGCUGCACGCCUCGGAACUUCUCGGUGUCCAUCAGGGAAGAGCUAAAGAGAACCGAUACCAUUUUCUGGCCAGGCUGCCUCCUGGUCAAACGCUGCGGGGGCAACUGCGCCUGCUGUCUGCACAGCUGCAGUGAGUGUCAGUGUGUCCCAAGCAAAGUCACAAAGAAAUACCACGAGGUCCUGCAGCUGAGACCAAAGGCUGGGGUUCGGGGCCUGCACAAAUCCCUCACCGACGUUGCCUUGGAGCACCACGAGGAGUGUGGCUGUGUCUGCCGAGGGAAUGCCGGGGGAUAACAGUGUUGGGGCCAGCGCCUCCCCGGAGCGGCCAGGUGCAGUUGACUCUGCUUGAGAACUCAUGCCUUAUCUCAUCCACAGUCUUAGUUUGCUUGGAGGAGGACCUUCCAUCUGCAGGAUGUGCAGUGUGUUCUAGGAAGAGACACCAAAUGGAAUUAGGAGGUGCACAGCAGUGCCUUUGUGAAGAGUGGGGCCAGAGCACGGGGACAAGGUCACCCGCCCCGGAGAAGAACUGAGUGGUGCAGCUCACACGCUCGUCUCAGAGUCAGAGUGUCCCAUGCCCACUCACUAUGCUCUGUAUUGCAGCUAUCUGGAUGCGGCUUAAGUUAAGUCAGCAAAGGAAAAACUGUACAAGUGAACACCUCGUUCUGUUGCUCUGCUUAACUCCACAGCUCCUUGUUUUGGGCCUAAAGUCAUGGGAAAUCUGGAAUAUUUUUUGCCUUAUUUUCACAGAUAUAAAUUAGAAUGUUCUAUGAACUUGAUUUUUCAAGAGGAACUAUGUUGCUAUGAAGUAAACUGGUGUCACGCUGAUAGGAAAGACUGGAUUUUUCUAUAUUUCUUAAUAAAACAUCUGCCUUUUGGAAGAAGAGAACUACAUUCAUGGUUUGGAAGAGACAAACCUGAACAGAAGAGAGUGGCCUUCACUUUAUCUCUGAGUUGGCUUAUUUGUUUUAUUGUGUACAUUUUCAUAUUCUCCUUUUGACAUUAUAACUGUUGGCUUUUCUAAUCUUGUUAAAUAUAUCUAUUUUUACCAAAGGUAUUUAAUAUUCUUUUUUAUGACAACCUAGAUCAACUAUUUUUAGCUUGGUAAAUUUUUUCUAAACAAUUGUUAUAGCCAGAGAACAAAGAUGAUAUAAAAUAUUGUUGCUCUGACAAAAAAUACAUGUAUUUCCUUCUUGUAUGGUGCUAGAGCUUAGAUUAAUCUGUAUUUUAAAAUAUGGAAGUGGGAAAUCAAUAGAAGUCACACUUCUUGUAAGUCACAAACACUUUUGGGGAAAUAAUGAUCAUAUUCUAAAUGCAGGUAAAAAGCAACCUAUGAAAAACAGACAUUCAGCUCAUCAUUAACAGCGAAACCCUUUUUUGGGGAAAAUGAGCCUAGCUCAGAAAAAUGUAUUUCACCUGAGUAAAACAGGAUCAGCUUCCCGACACAGGAUGCCGUGUAAUGCAGUAGGAACACAUGCUAUUUAUUUUGAUGCUAUGGUUUUUAUUACCCUUAAACUCUGUUCCAUACACCUGUAUAAAUACAUGGAUUUUUUUAUGUACAGAAGUAUAUCCUUUAACCAGUUCACUUAUUAUACUUGUUGGCAAUUGGGAAGAAAAUUGGUAAAAUACUUUGCUUGUAAAAUGCUUAGUAAUGUGCCUAGGCUAUGUGGUGACUAUUUGAAUUAAAACUGUAUUGAAUCAUCAAAUAAAAAAAGAUGGCUAUUUUGGGGAGAAA